GCGCUGCUGGUUCAAAUUGACUCAGCCAGCAGGAGCAGGGACACAAUGGAGGAGAGAUCACGGUGCGGACUCACUGCUGACAGACUUGUGUGAGUGUUUCGCCGUGCGGCUGUAACCGGAACGGAGAUUACAAAGAGUUUGGGAUAGUCUCGUUUGUUUGUCCACUGUUCGUGCCAGUGAAAGAAACGGCAUUCGGACAAUUGAGCUGCAUCACACAAGAGGUCAUCAUGCCUCCCACGACCCCUUAUGCCGGAAAGUUCAACUCUUACAGCAACAACAACAACCACCCUCAGCCUCACAGCCCGUACCGCAACGGCACUGUCCCAAAGCCCGCGAAGGAAAACGUCUACAACAGCGCCUAUUCCUCCGCAGAAAACCCCUACGACAUACCACAGCGUCACAGUUCGUACCGCAGCUCCUCGGUCUCCUCUUCGACCACGAAGGAGCACCAUUACAACAGCACCUAUGCCGUGUCGGAGAACCCUUACUCCUCACCGCAGCCCCACAGCCCGAGACAGCAUAGCACUUCCUGUCCUGGACGCGCGUACCGCCACACCAGCGGCAGCAGCGGCGGCAGUAGCGAGCAGUCGUGUCGCAACAACUCCAUCACAGCAAAAGGCCGGAUUUACCCACACGGUGUCACCGCUAGCUAUGGCGAGAUGUGUUACCAUGACAACAGUUUGGUUUCAGCAUCCCUUGAGGCACUGAUCCAGCACCUGGUUCCCACAGUCGACUACUACCCCGAUAGGUCGUACGUGUUCACCUUCCUGCUGAGUUCACGCCUCUUCCUGCACCCGUACGAGCUCAUGACGAGGGUUUGUCACCUGUGUGUGGAGCAGCAGCGGUCCGGAGAUGCCCUGCUGGAUAAGAUCCGUUUCCGUGAGGUGGCGCCCAAGCUGGUGCAGCUGCUGACCGAAUGGACGGAGACGUUUCCGUACGACUUCAGGGACGAGAGGAUGAUGCGAUGCCUGAAGGACAUGACGCACCACGUAGCCCGAGGAGAUGAGUACUCUUGGCGAGCCAUGCAGCAGAUGACCCAGCGGCUGAUCAAACGCCUCUCUGCCCUCGGCCAGUACGAGGAGGCUGUAGCUGCGCUCAACACCGUGGCAAUGGAGCGGCCCGCUUCCCUGAAAAGCAAACAGGCCUCGGGUCAGCGAAGCGACGUGAUGAGCGUGUGUGAGGACGCCUUCAUCCUCGCCCAGCAGCUCACACACAUCGAACUGGACAGACUGAGCUUUAUUGGCCCUGAGGAGUUCAUCCAGACAUUCGCCAUGAAGGAUCCUCUGGAGAACCAUAAGGGUUUCUUCCGGAAGCGUAAAACCAGCAACCUGGAGGCCUACAUCAACUGGUUCAACAGACUGAGUUACUUGGUGGCCACUGAGAUCUGUAUGCCGGUGAAGAAGAAACACCGAGCACGGAUCAUCGAGUUCUUCAUAGACGUGGCUCAGGAGUGUUUCAACAUCGGCAACUUCAACUCCCUCAUGGCCAUCAUCACUGGGAUGAACAUGAGUCCUGUUUCCAGACUGAAGAAGACCUGGAGUAAAGUCAACACUGACAAGUUUGAAAUACUGGAGCACCAAAUGGACCCCUCGAGUAACUUCAGCAACUAUCGCACUGCGCUCCGUGGCGCCACCCAGAGGUCUGAGACGGCACACAGCAGUCAAGAGAAGAUUGUGAUUCCUUUCUUCAGCCUCCUGAUCAAAGACAUCUACUUCCUGAAUGAAGGCUGUGCCAGCAGGCUGCCCAAUGGACACAUCAACUUUGAGAAACUGUGGGAGCUUGCAAAGCAAGUGAGCGAGUUCCUGGUGUGGCGUCAGGUGAUUUGUCCAUUCGACAGAGACCGCCGCGUCCUCCAGUACCUCGUCACCACACCUGUCUUCAGCGAAGACGAAUUGCACCUGGCCUCGUAUGAGAGUGAAGGACCUGAGAACAACAUGGAGAAAGACAGUCGCAGGUCUCUUCGAUCUUCCCUCCUGCAUCGAGAGAAUCGGUCCUAAGCGAUGUGAAGAUAAGGAGAUAUGACAAUCCCCUCUGCUCUGUGCUCUACAGACUGUACAUAAACGAGGUGUUUUAAAACUACAGGUUCCUCCAUGUUAUCAUAUGGACACGCUCUUACAUACUAAUGGCCAAAGUUAAGGUCUUGGACCUGAUACUGAUACAGGACAAUAAAUGCAGCAGGGAAUCCUGUAUAUUGUCAUGGAUGAACAGAGUAUAUUACAAAAUGUGGGCACUGAGCUCUCGAGGAUCAUACAUCAGAGAGUCCUUGAUGAGGUCCAUCCGGUGCCAAAGCUCCUCAAUACUGCAGUUAUUAUUAUAACACUCUGCCUUGCAAGCACUCAUGGCCCGAAAUCAUCAAUCAUUCCCAAGACGAGCUCAGAUUACCUGAUUUGGAUCAUCUUCUUCAACAUUAGCUCUGGCCAAGGCUCUUAGAGGAAGAACAUGUAUGGAUUUUGUUUAUAUCUCCACCGAGCCUUCAUCAUGGCGGCCUCACUUUGUGGAAGGACUCAUGCUAUGGAGGCACAAAGGGAAGGACCAAUUUUGCCUCCAAAUGAGACACGUAUGGACCCAAUACUGCAACAUUAGCACUGCUCCUCUGCUGUGUUGAGUCAAAAACCACAGAGAGAGAUAGAGAGAAGAGAUCCACUCUGAAAGGACGAGUUGAUUGUCAUCGAUUUGUAUUAUAAGUAGCCGGCUAACAACUGCUUUCAAAAGUGGCGUUGGCGGCAGUGUUGUUUUGUUGAGUGCAUGAUUUUUAACGAGAGCAUCUUGACAGCAAACGCUCCACAUCCAGCCUAUUUGCUCCCAGUUUGCACCGAUAUCACGCAGUCACGCGAGCCUCUUUUUUCAUUUAAACGCAAGUCGAUCCAUCAGCUACAUAUUACCAAACACAUUUACAGACAGUUUUCAACAAUCAUGCUAUUUGGUUCUAAACAUUUUGUGGUGUGUGCACUUUGGUGAUGCAGAAUUGUGCUAAUCGUGCAAGUUGAAUCAAAUGCACUUCAGUGGGUUAGGUGUGUUGUAUUAUAGGAUGUGGUGACUCCUAUUUUAAGGCGUCUUUCUAUACAGUAUUAUGUUGUAUUUUGUAUCAGAAGGUUUUAAAAAAUAAAUGUUUUUCUGUGUGUACAUUUGCUGAAGUUUCUCAGUGAGCUUGUUGCUGGUUGGCUGGCUCUGCUUUGGUAAGCUAUUUUGUUAAUACAACACCAGUUAUGACAAGGAAGUGUAUAUGAGUCUGAGUGAAGCACAAAUCGACGUGUGUGUGCGCAGCUUCAACAGGAUCCUCGUCCUCCUCCUCUUCAUCUCAUCUGUGAUGAUGUGAGUGUGAUGUGAUCCUUUAAAAUCUGCCAGUGAAUGAAAGUGAUGUGAUUUGUAUGUUGUUGUUUUUUGAAAAAGCUCAUUUUUGUGUUGACAUGUGUUCAUUUUAUAAGUGUUUACCCAUGUAUGCUUUUUUCUAUCCUUUUUUCCCCCGUGUAUCAUCUGUGUUACCGGUCAGGGUACUUGUACUGAAGGUCUUUUGUGAAAAGAGAAUUAUAUUUUUUUCUUUCAAAUAAACAGAAUAACUGAA
Acanthopagrus latus (yellowfin seabream) is the source of this 3562-nucleotide messenger RNA. Its product is annotated as ras-GEF domain-containing family member 1B-B-like. The record is from RefSeq and is a predicted model, not a curated record. Gene Ontology annotation, cellular component: plasma membrane. Lineage: Eukaryota; Metazoa; Chordata; Actinopteri; Spariformes; Sparidae. Gene Ontology annotation, molecular function: guanyl-nucleotide exchange factor activity. Gene Ontology annotation, biological process: positive regulation of GTPase activity; Ras protein signal transduction. The transcript has 14 exons. The coding region runs from base 228 to 1997 and encodes 589 amino acids.